Messenger RNA from Zingiber officinale, 677 nucleotides. Its product is annotated as pto-interacting protein 1-like. NCBI's taxonomy places the organism in Eukaryota, Viridiplantae, Streptophyta, Magnoliopsida, Zingiberales, Zingiberaceae. The annotation marks the transcript as partial. The transcript has 3 exons. Gene Ontology annotation, molecular function: protein kinase activity; ATP binding. The record is from RefSeq and is a predicted model, not a curated record. Gene Ontology annotation, biological process: protein phosphorylation.
UUUAGAGGUAUCAUUAGCAAUUUUUUAGUUCUAAUGAAUAUGGAUGCCUAUUUUGCAGGAAAUGAUGGAGACUAUCUUUCUGCCAAUACUCCUUCUAAGGGUGCCCAAACUAUUAAGCCGCAACCUAUUGCAGUCCCAGCUAUUCCUGUUGACAAGAUAAGGGAGAUCACAAAAAAUUUUGGUGAUGAAGCUUUGAUUUGGGAGGGUUCAUUUGGUAGAGUGUAUUUUGGUGUCCUAAAGAAUGAGAAAAGCACAGGUGUAAAAAAAUUAUAUUCAAGCAAGCAGCCAGACCAAGAGUUUUUGGCACAGGUUUCCAUGGUGUCACGGCUGAAGCAUGAGAAUGUCGUGGAGUUGGUUGGUUACAGUGUUGAAGGAAAUCUCCGACUGUUAGCAUAUGAGUUUGCUACAAUGGGGUCUCUCCAUGACAUUCUUCAUGGACGAAAAGGAGUUAAAGGAGCACAACCAGGACCAGUGUUGUCAUGGCUCCAAAGAGUUAAAAUUGCUGUCGGAGCAGCAAAAGGAUUGGAAUACCUGCAUGAGAAAGCCCAGCCUCAUAUCAUUCAUCGUGAUAUAAAGUCAAGUAAUGUUUUACUCUUUGAUGAUGAUGUUGCAAAAAUAGCUGAUUUUGAUCUAUCAAAUCAAGCUCCUGACAGCUGAUUUUAAUUAUUGUUCCUAUU